CGAAUCGGAAAGAGGGUACCGACUGCUGAGAACGCCGCCGGUAGAGAGACGCCGCCGCCUCUGCCUCCAGACGCCGCUGCACCCUCCAGUUGGUCUUGUUGGGAAAUUUGGCAGAGGAAAGAGCUAUUAUAUAUAGAUAAAAUGACAGAUGUACAGAAGGGCAUGCCGAACAAACGACAUAUUGGGAGCAAGAAAAGAAACGGAAGAGCUAAAAAGAAGCAGAAGACAAUGCCUUUUAAUGAGAAAAAAGUUAGAAUAGAUAAAAAAAUGAAGAAGCUUUUUCAAAAGAGAGCAAGAGAGUACCAUUCAGAUGAUGAUGACGAGGAUAAGGAUGAUGAUUCCGUCCAGGUGGUGGAAGAGUUGGGAGACAUGGCAUUUCAUGGUAAAAAUGAUGAAUUUGAAGAUGAUACUUCUCAUGAUGAGGAAGGAGAUGUGGAGGAAAAGAAUGAUGAAUCGGAAGAUGAAGGUGGAGAAAUUCAGCCAGGAAUCACCAAGUUCAUGGAGGGAUGUAAGGCAUUCAAAAUUGCCUUCAAGAAAAUACUAAAGAAAACUGCUUCCGAUGAUGUACUGGGUCCUGUGUUAUCAGCUCAUAAGAAGCUUGUAGCAGAGAAACUUGCUGAAGAAGAAACAGAAAGGAAAGUGAAGGGUGAUGCAAAGAAGGAUAAACACUUGAUUGGAGAAAAGGGUCAUAUGAAGCCUGCUAAUUAUUUGGAUGUUCAUGAAAAGUUACUAAUAGGAAUUGCUACAAAAGGAGUGGUUAAGCUGUUCAAUGCUGUAAACAAGGCUCAACAUGCUCAAAGAGGCUUAAAUCCCGCAAGGUCAAGAGAUGAAAAAAUAAUAAAGAAGCGAAAGAAGGAUGCUUUCUUCUCUGAGUUGGGCAAGAGCUCAUCCCAGUCUGGUGGUAUUUUUCAAAAGGGUGAUACAUCUGUUGGGGCAAAAGGUAAUGAUGGUCCUGUGUGGGCUCCACUGCGGGAUAAUUACAUGUUAACCCAUCAAAAGUUGAAAGACUGGGAUAAACAGCAGGACAUGGCAGCAGGAGAUGACUUUAGGAUGGCAUCUGCGGGUUCUUCGUCCGAUGAUGAUUGAUUUCUUGGACUGGUUGGUGUUCAACCUGAAUGACCAUUGAGUGUUGUUUACUGAAGCUGCAUAUUUGUCCUGGUCAAAAUGAUCCCAAUGUUUUUUUGUAGUGGCCAGAGAGUAUUAUAACUUAUUGCAGUGCUAUUUGCAAUUACAAAAAGAAAACUUUGAAAGGCUUUGCAGUUUGUCUCAAGAAUCGCCUCCGCCUUUCCCUCGAUUUAAUCCAGCUCAGUGCCUCCUUCACCCCAAUUUUGCUUCUCUUGCAAGUUGCGCCAUAGCUUUCCUUUGCAGCAAAUGUUUUUGAUGCAAGAAAGAGUCCAUCAUGGCCUUAUCACGAUAAAGGUCAAACCCACGACUUCAUGGAUGAAACCCGUUGAAGCAUCAACAUUAACCAUUAAAAAAACUCAAUUAAGUUUCCACUCGGAGCUAAGAAUCCUGUUGCCAAGGUCCUCCAGCAAGACUAUACUUACAAAUGAUACACAAUGUCAAAUUGACUCAUUUGUCUAUCUUUCAACAUUACUUUAUAAAUGUCCCGCCAUAUAGAAGGAAUAGUUUGGUAUACUGUACUCUUUUAU
Messenger RNA from Cuscuta campestris, 1652 nucleotides. The record is from the annotation of a GenBank genome assembly. NCBI's taxonomy places the organism in Eukaryota, Viridiplantae, Streptophyta, Magnoliopsida, Solanales, Convolvulaceae.